Molecule: messenger RNA, 680 nt
Organism: Xyrauchen texanus (razorback sucker)
Lineage: Eukaryota; Metazoa; Chordata; Actinopteri; Cypriniformes; Catostomidae
Product: 60S ribosomal protein L19
Exons: 6
Coding region: 39-629 (196 amino acids)
Biological process (GO): translation
Cellular component (GO): ribosome; cytosolic large ribosomal subunit
Molecular function (GO): structural constituent of ribosome; RNA binding
Source: RefSeq, a predicted model, not a curated record
UCAACGUUCUCCUUCCUUUCUCUCAGCUAUCCGCCAUAAUGAGCAUGCUCAGGCUGCAGAAGCGCUUGGCGUCCAGCGUCUUGCGCUGUGGCAAGAAGAAGGUCUGGCUGGACCCCAAUGAAACCAACGAGAUCGCCAACGCCAAUUCCCGCCAGCAGAUUCGUAAACUGGUGAAAGAUGGUCUGAUCAUAAAGAAGCCCGUCACCGUUCACUCACGUGCCCGCUGCCGCAAGAACACAUUGGCGCGUCGUAAGGGGCGCCACAUGGGUAUCGGUAAGAGGAAGGGUACAGCUAACGCCCGUAUGCCAGAGAAACUUUGCUGGAUGCGUCGCAUGAGAAUCCUUCGCCGUCUUCUGCGUCGCUACAGGGAGUCCAAGAAGAUUGACAGGCACAUGUACCACAGCCUGUACCUCAGAGCUAAGGGUAAUGUGUUCAAGAACAAGCGUAUCCUCAUGGAGCACAUCCACAAACUGAAGGCCGACAAAGCUCGCAAGAAGCUGCUGUCUGACCAGGCCGAGGCUCGCCGUUCUAAAACCAGGGAGGCCCGUAAACGCCGUGAGGAGCGUCUGCAGGCAAAGAAAGAGGAGAUCAUCAAGACCCUGUCAAAGGAGGAGGAGACCAAAAAAUGAGCAUUCAUGUCAAACAUGUUUCAGUUGUAAUAAACCUCCACAAAACUCAAA